Coregonus sp. 'balchen' is the source of this 394-nucleotide messenger RNA. NCBI's taxonomy places the organism in Eukaryota, Metazoa, Chordata, Actinopteri, Salmoniformes, Salmonidae. The record is from the annotation of a GenBank genome assembly.
AUGGUUGGAAGGGGCUUCCUGGGUUGUUUCAUCCUGUUUCUGUCUCUGGCCUCAGUGUGCGCUAUCAAAGGAACAGUUAAUUUAAUAAAGGAUAUCGGGGACAUAGAGUUUGGUCACACCUCUCCUCGACAUGGCCUGAUGCUGCUACACUGGCUAGCCAACAAGAUGAACAUUGACGACAACGGCAACAUGAGAUUGAAUUUCGAUCCAACCUGUAGAGAUUUAAGGCAUUAAUUUCUAUGGAAACGCUGAUAAUCCCCGUCUGUUACCUUUUCUGCCCCGUCAAAGCGGAAGUUACUGCUCACUAGGGAAUCUUGGUCACAAUAACAACUACAAUCACGCUAAGGCACUUCCUAAGUAUGUCACUCGAAGGUUCUACAACCCAUCUGUGUGA